GUCGGAGAGUCACUGCUGACAGUUGUAGCCCAGUGUCUGGAUUAUCAUAACAACCCAGCGACAAGAGUCAGGCCUUCAGCAUCACAAGAUGUGAGAGUGGCAGCUGGAAAAAACAUGAACCAAGGGCAUAACGCUGACACAGAAGGCCAUGCAAGGUCAAGCUCUGAGCCUGAGUGAGACUGCCUGUCCCACAUAUCAUUGAGGACACCAGCCAUUCCAUAUAAGUUAUUAGGAGCUGCAGGGAGCAAGAGGAGGCACAUGCAAAGUGUUGUUGUUGUGUCAAGAGAGGAGCCAAUGACUUUGUGUUGACAGCUGAAGUGUACAGGAUACAGCAGGUCUUUUCAACAAUCUUUCCGUUCGGCCUCAGCGAGCACAGGAGGACGUAGAUCAUCUGGAAAGAUGUUCUUUGUGGCAGGAGCCAAAAAUACAAGAGGGGCGGUGAGAGGAAAUGAGAGGAGCUCAAUCUACCAGAAAUUUCGAGAGGUAGAUUUAUUAGACAAGAAGAAGACAGUGACAGCUCUAAAGCCCGGAGAAGAUCGGGCCAUUUUCCUUGGUCUGGGAAUGAUCCUCUCAUCUGUCAUGAUGUACUUUGUCCUGGGGAUCACCAUAUUACGCUCCUAUGCAGACAGUGUGUGGACAGAGGAGGGUGUGUGUGUUGUUCGCAACUCCACGGUCACAGCAGACAUGAACUGUUCCUACAACUGUGGGUCAGACUGCUGGAGAGUCUCCAAAUACCCCUGUCUGCAGGUCUACGUGAGCGUCAAUAACACGGGCCGUGUCAGCCGUUUAUCUCACAAUGAAGAGACCCAGGAUGCCAGCUCUGAAUGUUUCUAUGUGCCCAGGUGCCAGAAGGACAGCGUGGCCAUGCACACCAUGAUUAUGAACAUAUCAGAGCACUUGAAGGUCAACCAGCAGGUCCCCUGUUACUACGACCCCUCCGAGCAGCAGGAGACCGUUCUCCUGACCCGGCUGUAUGACCACAGCGUCGUCCUCCACUCGCUGCUCUGGCCCUCCUGCAUGAUCACAGGAGGGGCCCUCAUCAUCAUGAUGGUGAAGCUCACACAGUACCUUUCCAGACUCAGUGAGGAGAUAGGGAAGAUCAAGAGGUGAAAUACAUUCGGCAGCUAUGAAAGCCAAGCAUAUGGUGGUUCAGUGACGGACACGUGAUGUGACAAGGAUUGUUUGAAGCAAGCAACCUUGGUGUGACCUCUAGCAAACUUUCCUCCUCAGCUGAGACAUGUGGAACAGAUGAGAUUCACUGCGGCCUGAGGAUGUGACUGUUUAUAAAAGUGGAGUGAAUGUUCCAAGGCGGCAACUGUCUGACGUGUAGCUGGCUCUUGUACAAGGAAAACUGGACUGGGUUUUGCAUGGUGUUAGUAGAUAACAAAAAAACUCUGUAGUUACUUGUUUACAAGGAAGUUCAUUCUACCAGGAAAUUUAAAUCCAGUGUAUUAUAUGACACCAAUUAUAUUGCUAAUGUUUUUAUGAUAAUGCCAAAAAACAGACAUAGCAAAACACU
Paralichthys olivaceus (Japanese flounder) is the source of this 1519-nucleotide messenger RNA. The record is from RefSeq and is a predicted model, not a curated record. NCBI's taxonomy places the organism in Eukaryota, Metazoa, Chordata, Actinopteri, Pleuronectiformes, Paralichthyidae.